Molecule: messenger RNA, 1593 nt
Organism: Fusarium falciforme
Lineage: Eukaryota; Fungi; Ascomycota; Sordariomycetes; Hypocreales; Nectriaceae
Product: Protein kinase domain-containing protein
Exons: 2
Coding region: 1-1593 (530 amino acids)
Biological process (GO): autophagy; peptidyl-serine phosphorylation
Cellular component (GO): cytoplasm
Molecular function (GO): protein serine/threonine kinase activity; ATP binding
Source: RefSeq, a predicted model, not a curated record
AUGUUGCACCAACCAAGACCCCUGAUCCACUUUCCUCAGCAAGCCGACCAUGGCCUUCGGGAAGUCACAGACCUCCUCGACAAGUCGGUCGCCAUAUGCCGCCGUGUGACAGCCUGGUCUGAGGCGAGGGCGUCACUGGAUUCCCCCGUCGCCAUCCUCCUCGACAAGCACACAAAGUGUUUGCAAGACGCCGUGUGCUCUCUCCAAACGAAGCUGCUGGACGCCAACCUGGGACCUGGAGACGAUGUGCCAGCCGACGUUGUGGCCCAGCUGCAGAUUGUAUGCACGCAACUCUUCAAGGUUCUCAACUUGGUCGGAAUGCACGCUCGCUACUCAGCGACCGGCCAGGAUGGGGGCUUGAAUGCUUUGUUUGCAUCCAAGUUCAUCGUGGGGAAUGAUUCAGGCGCUUGCUCGGCGUUUCCUUCGCUGGGGUCCGAUGUUGCUCAGCGAAUAGUGACGGACCUCCGAAGGCUGCUGGAAACGAUGGGAGUCGACCAAGCCCUAAGUAUCUCUCAAGACGAAGCUAUCCGUCCUCUGAAGAGGCAACGCAACGACAUCAAUGCCUUCUUCUCCGAGAUCGCCGCCCGGCUCGAUCCACGAUACGUCCAUACAUAUCAGAAUAUGGGAGACGUCCCAUACAAUCACAACAUCUCCUUGAGCAUAUCAAAAGGCAGUUUUGCCUCAGUUCGAAAGGUCAGGCACAAGGGCACCGGUGAAUUCUUGGCCAUGAAGACCUUUUUCAACGGGAGCGACAGGGUCCAGAUCCUCCGUGAGAUUGGCAUCCUCGAAGUGUGUGACCACCCAAACAUUCUGAAGCUAGUCGAGGCCUUCACCGUGGCGACCGAAGACGAGGAAGACACGAUAAGUAUCGUCAUGAGGCCCUGGGCUCCAUUUACACUCCAAAAGUUCCUGGAAUCGUCUGAAGAAGAGAGGAAAGCCCGAUGCCCCUGGUUCCAGCCUGGCUCGCCCCAAUCUAACUGGUGGAUCUACCGCAUCAUGCAGCAACUGGCCGAUGCUGUUGCAUACCUGCACGGCCUUUCCAUCAAGCACAAGGACAUUAAGCCAGAUAAUAUCCUUCUUCACAAGCCGGAAUCUACCCCACCCCGUGCUAUCGUUGCCGACGUUGGAGUCAGCAAGGUUCUGGUCCGCAACGGAUCUACCAAGUAUGACGAUUGCUCAUACCCUUAUCUGGCCCCGGAGCAAGUGAAAAAAAGGGAUAGCAGCCUCCGUGCAGACAUCUGGCAGCUCGGAUGCUGCUUCGCUCUGCUGCUGGCCGUGUCCAAGGCUGGAACGUCGGGGUACAGACAGCUCUGGAUGAGCUUCUCACGGUCGGGAGAGGAUUGCUCGUGUCAGAUUGCGGGUGAGCAUGGUAACUUUAUGAAGAGCUUCAGAGACAUCUACUCGCCUAGGUCUUGGGAAGACCAUGCAGCAUACCCGCUCGUGACCACCAUGUUGAACCCGGUUCACGAGACUCGCAUCGGUAUUAACGGUGUCCGUGCUUAUAUUGGGGGCCUACUCCGUACGGCACGAAGAGAUGGUGUUGGCGACGUAGUUAUGACUGAGUAUCGGUCAGGAAAGGGAUUAUUUGAGUGA